Caretta caretta (loggerhead turtle) is the source of this 3445-nucleotide messenger RNA. RefSeq names its product ankyrin repeat domain 10 (gene ANKRD10). The record is from RefSeq and is a predicted model, not a curated record. NCBI's taxonomy places the organism in Eukaryota, Metazoa, Chordata, Testudines, Cheloniidae. Gene Ontology annotation, molecular function: protein binding.
AAGCGCAGCAACUCAUCCUCUCUAUUAUUAGAUUUCUUAAAAUUAGAGAAGAAGUUUAAGAAAAAAAAAAAGAACCAUUUUAAAAAUAACCUUGUUGAGUUACAGGCUUUGAAACCAUGUUAGUGUGGGUUACAAAUCAACCUUAAAUGCUAGAAGAAGGGCACUGGUUCUGCAGUUGCAUUGCUUUUCUCUGGAGUUGACAGACUGUGACCUACGUGUAGCUCACAGUAAGUGGUCAUUAAGGUUUCCCUGCCUCUCUUCAGGCCAGUAAUCUGGAUUUAUAUGAUAAAAAAAGAAAAAUCCUUUGCUCUUGGCAGAGUGAAAGAUUAGCACUUUCACUGGAACCUUUAGAUAGCUUAGUCUUUAUGUUGCAAAAUCUCCUACAAUUGCUAAUGCUGGUUCAAUUUCGCCUUUGUUUGUAACGUUGGUGGAUGGGCCGCUGGCUGUAACUGAUGUCUUAAACAAAUUAUUUACCCCUGCUUGAUUAUGGUAACCCAUCAACAACAUUGGGGGCCUUGGUGUGUAAACACCAGUGGAGGCUAACCAGUGUUGGUAAUGGUGGUCAAAUUUUGCAGAGUUCACACCACUACUACAACUGUAUCUCUAUUACAGCAUCUUUAAGUUCGUUACCCCUUGAUAUAACUCUUAAUUAUUACUGCAGUUGUUUUAGCAUCUAUUUAUUUCUUUUCAAAGAAUACCUUCUCCCAUGUUGAAUGUUAGGGUUUGUGGGAGCUAGGCUCAUUAGCAUUAUACUUCUUUGCUCACCCCAAGAUACUUUUAUUCGUCGAUUCCAAGGCCAGAAGGAACCAUUGUGAUCUUCUAGCCUGACCUCCCAUAAAACAUAGGUCAUAGAACUUCCCCAAAUAAUUCCUAGAGCAUAAGUUUUAGAAAAACAUCCAUUCUUGAUUUAAAAAUUUAUCAGUGAUGGAGAAUCCACCACAACCCUUGGUAAACUGUUCCAAUGAUUAAUUACCCUCACUUAAAAAUGUAUAUGUUAUUUCCACUAUGAAUUUGUUUAGCUUCAACUUCCAGCCAUUGGAUCGUGUUAUACCCUUUUCUGCUAGAGUGAGAGUCCAUUAUUAAAUAUUUGCUCCUCAUGUAGAUACUUAUAGACUAUAAUCAGUUUUCCCCUAAACCUUCUCCUUGUUAAGCUAAAUGGAUUGAGCUGUUUGAGUCUGUCAUUAUAAGGCAUGUUUUCAGAUCCUUAAUCAUUCUCAUGGCUCUUCUCUGAACCCUCUCUGUUGCAUGCUGGAGUGUCUAAUGCAAUUAGUGAGAGCUGGCGCUACUGUAAAUGCCUGUACAACACGUUUUGCCCAAACACCAGCCCAUAUUGCUGCUUUUGGAGGACAUCCUCAGUGCCUGAUCUGGUUGGUUCAAGCAGGGGCCAACAUAAACAAGCAGGAUUAUGUUGGUGAAACCCCUAUUCAUAAAGCAGCACGUUCUGGUAGUAUGGAUUCCUUAAGUGCCCUUGUAGCUCAUGGAGCUCAAAUAGACUUGAGAAAUGCCAGUGGACUGACAGCAGCAGAUCUUGCGCAUACCCAGGGUUUCCAAGAGUGUGCCCAGUUUCUCUUGAACCUCCAGAACUGUCACCUGAACCGUUUCUUUAGCAAUGGCGCGUUAAAUGGAGGUCCCAAUCCAGUCAAUGGUGGGACAAGUCGAAAGAGAUCCUUUGAAGAUGUGGAUUCUGCUGGAGUAAAGAAAGCUAGGAUUGAAGCUCAUAGCUUUGAUGGCUUAAUACCAAUGAUGAAUGGAGGAAAUGAGGAUGAUGCUGACAAUAUGCACAUUGAUAAAGAGGUUGCUGUUGUAUCAGAUAUGAAUAGCAGUAGCUCCGUUUUGAAUGCAUUGACAAAUGGAUGUACCAUCAAUGGACAUUUGGACUUCACCACCAUAACACAGUUCAAUGGAAUGGAUUCCAGGCAUGAAGAAUGUUUAACAUUAAGACCUAAUGGAAUAACUUCUGGAGUAGCUUCUGCCAAUAGGCACAGAAUUCACACCUGUAAUGGCACUGAAGAACCAGAAAAAGCCAUGAAUACUUCUGCCGAUAUGUGUGGUUCACUGCAUCUGAAUGGAAGCCCAAGUAGCUUUGUGUCUAACAGGCCCUCAUGGGCUGAAGAUCUUGGAGAUACUUUGCACUAUGGGCAUUAUCAUGGUUUUGGGGAUACUGCUGAAAGCAUCCCUGAACUUAACAGUGUUGUUGAGCAUUCCAAUUCUGUUAAAGUUGAACAGAAAUAUGAUAAUACUGUCUUAGGCACAAUGUAUCUUUAUCAUGGUUCCUAAAUCAACAUCUUGUUUGUCAAAUUCAUAUUGAAAUUGCUAGCAAAUGUUUGAGAGGGACAAAAAAUCCUCAUCUAGCAUUAAAUCUGAAAAAUGCACCUAUUACUAUUUUUACACUUUGUUUAUAUAAAAAGUAAAUCUUUCAUUUGACAGUCUUAUACUAUAGUUCUAAUUUGUUGCAUGUAUGAGGCUUAUCUAGUGAUGCAAGUAGGUGGUGUUACAAUGAAAUGUUUAUUCUUUGCAUUUUACUAUAGAAUGUUGUGGUUUUGUACUUGUUCGUUUAUUUGUUUUUUUUUUAUUUUAUUUCCAAGCUAGUGAACACUAUCUUUCCCCUUCUUAAAAGUGUUUUCCCUCUUAUUAAUAUGAUCAAACUGUAUUGAAUUUUGUGCAGAAAACAAGUUGUGUUUGUGUAUCAAUCUUGAAGUAAAUAUUUUCCUUUUUUGUAUUUUCUGCUGAAGCUAUGGUAGCGAUAUCAAUGCCAGCUGUCACUAUGCAAGGUUUGAAAAGUGUUGUUCUUAAAGGAGCUUCUCUGAUUUACGAAUUUGUAUGUUUCUUUAAUAGAAUUGGAACUUCAUCUUUUCGUUCUAUGACAAAUGAAAUGUUAAAAAUGCAAAGACAAGUUAGAAACAUUUUUCAAUUUAGUGUAGCAUAGGAAUUCUUUUCUUCAUUGUUAGGGCCCUUUGCAUUAUAGAAGUGGAAAAGCAGAUUACCUAUGGUCAGUUGCAAGUGAGAGUGUGCUUCAGCAUUGGUUCUGAUUUAUGGCUUUUUUUUUUAUUUUGCUUCUCUACUUUACUUAUGUGUUUGAUAUUUUACCAUAGCUCACAGCCUGGAUGCAUGUUGGCACUGUUUUUGCUUUUUAUGCAAUUUAAAAUUACUGCUACUUGUUAUAGAAAUAGUCAGGUCAAAAUAUUUGACUGAUUUUGAUAUACUGUACAUAUAUUUUGUUUGCUUUGUGUUUUUUACAACUGUUUUGAAAAUCUAAUGCCGUGUAUAUCUAGCCAGUUAAGAUACUUUUAGGGCUUUGUUCACUGAAAAUACAUUGUAUUUAAAUCCUGUAACACAAGUAAAAAUUCAUACAAGUGCUCUGUAUACACAUUAAUAAUGUAAGAUACUACUUUUGUGAUUUGAUAAAAGAAUGGUGGGAGAAUAUAUUAAACAAGAGAGAAACCCA